Molecule: messenger RNA, 3905 nt
Organism: Peromyscus maniculatus bairdii (prairie deer mouse)
Lineage: Eukaryota; Metazoa; Chordata; Mammalia; Rodentia; Cricetidae
Source: RefSeq, a predicted model, not a curated record
AGGGGAGAAGUUUGAAGCUUGAGAGGAACAUCCGCACCCGCAAGGCUGCUCAUGCUUGUCCUUCCUCCCGUGACCUGGCCGGCCUUCCUCCCCCGCCACCACCCCCUCUCCAGGCAGAGUCUGUCAUUGAACUUGGAGCUCACCAGUUGCCUAGACUGGCUGGCCAAUGGGUUACAGCCGCCUGCCAGACUCCACCCCAGCACCAGGGUUCUAGACAAGUGUCGCCACACUGGAUUUUACAUGGUGCUGGGAAUCGGAAUUCAGAUCUUUAUGGUUUUGUAUCAGGCACUUGGCCAACUGAGCCGCUGCCCCUGCCCGCCCCCCUGCCCCCCAGCCUGGAAAUAUUUGUGUGUGGGGGGUACUUGUUCACGUUCAUGUGUAUCGGUGUAUGCAACAGCCAGAGAUUGAUAAUCCAAUGUCCUCUCCUCUUGAUAAUCAAAUGUCCAAUCAAAUUGCUCUCCACCUUAUUUUCUGGGACCAGGUCUCCCACUGAAGCUGGGGCUCCCAGACUCCUCUGUCUGGCCCUGGGGUCGUCCCGUGUCUGCCCACGUCCCGUGUCUGGCCCUGGGUCGUCCCAGCCCUAGGGUUACAGAUAAGGAGUACCAUGCCUCGCUAAAAAUCGGCUGGGAAUCCAAACUCAGCGCCUCAUGUGUGCACAGGAAACACUUUGCCCACGGAGCCACCUCUCAGCUCUAGGACUGUCACUUUUGACAAGCAUUGAGUGGCCCAUCUCGGGAAGCUGGAGAGAAAAGCAAACGAGUUGAGCCUGGCAGGGGGUGUCCAGGGCUACCUUGAGAGCCAGCCCUGAGUGUCUCCAGAAAGAGCAGUAGCAGAGAUGCUUCCGAAGAGAGCGGAUGACAUCGGCUUGGCCUUGGGAUGUGCUGACGUUCAAAUGUCAUUUUCUCUUAUUAAUUGUAUCAGUGCUAGACUAAUGUUAACACGAACCUCCUGGCAAAGGGGCUGGUCAGGGCAGAGCAAGGGCUACCUCAGUGGCCUGCAAACGAGCAGGACUCAGAGAAUGUGAAGCAAAUGCCGGAGACCUGCCCCGGGGCCCAGGACCCAACAUUUCAUGUGACUGUGACCGACUGUCUUGCCUUUCUAGGAUCUGGCUGGUGAGAAGAUGUGUCCCCAUCAAGGCACUAGACGGUGACCGGUGUUUAUCGUGGGAUGAAAUGCUGCACCGGCACCCGAGGGCUGGCAGAAAUGGGAGUCUGGCUGAAUCGUAGGAAGUUGGUGGUGGCGAGGAGGAGACGCCACGGCAGGGCUGAGCCCAAGCAGCUGUGGAGUAUGUGAAUAGCCCCAGAGCCCUAACUGCCCUGUCCAUCAUGGUCCAGAGGCUGUGGGCCAGCCGUCUGCUGCGGCAUCGGAAAGCCCAGCUCCUGCUGGUCAACCUGCUGACCUUUGGCCUGGAGGUGUGCCUGGCAGCCGGCAUUACCUAUGUGCCACCCCUUCUGCUGGAAGUAGGGGUAGAGGAGAAGUUCAUGACCAUGGUGUUAGGCAUUGGCCCAGUGCUGGGCCUGGUCUCUGUCCCACUCCUCGGCUCAGCCAGUGACCAGUGGCGUGGACGCUAUGGCCGCCGGAGGCCCUUCAUCUGGGCUCUGUCCCUGGGUGUCCUGCUAAGCCUCUUUCUCAUCCCAAGGGCGGGCUGGCUGGCAGGGCUGCUGUGUCCAGACACCAGGCCCCUGGAGUUGGCCCUGCUGAUCUUGGGAGUGGGGCUGCUGGACUUCUGCGGUCAGGUGUGCUUCACUCCCCUGGAGGCCUUGCUCUCCGACCUCUUCCGGGACCCGGACCACUGCCGCCAAGCCUUCUCGGUCUAUGCCUUCAUGAUCAGCCUCGGGGGCUGCCUGGGCUACCUCUUACCUGCCAUUGACUGGGACGCCAGCGCCCUGGCGCCCUACCUGGGCACUCAGGAAGAAUGCCUCUUUGGCCUCCUCACCCUCAUCUUUCUCGCCUGCGUGGCAGCCACUCUCUUCGUGGCCGAGGAGGCCGUCCUGGGCCCCCCUGAGCCAGCAGAAGGGCUGUCGGUCCCCGCCGUGGCUUCCCGCUGCUGCCCAUGCCGGCUGGGCCUGGCUCUCCGGAAUCUGGGCACCCUGUUUCCCCGGCUACACCAGCUGUGCUGCCGCAUGCCUCGCACCCUGCGCCGACUCUUUGUGGCCGAGCUGUGCAGCUGGAUGGCGCUCAUGACCUUCACGCUGUUCUACACAGACUUUGUGGGCGAGGGGCUGUACCAGGGCAUACCAAGAGCUGAGCCAGGCACCGAGGCCCGGAGACACUAUGAUGAAGGCAUUCGCAUGGGCAGCCUGGGGCUCUUCCUGCAGUGCGCCAUCUCCCUGCUCUUCUCCCUGGUCAUGGACAGGCUGGUGCAGCGGUUUGGCACACGGGCCGUCUAUCUGGCUAGCGUGAUGGCCUUCCCUCUGGCUGCUGGUGCCACGUGCCUGUCGCACAGCGUGGUCGUGGUAACGGCUUCGGCUGCCCUCACCGGCUUCACCUUCUCGGCCUUGCAGAUCCUGCCUUACACGCUGGCCUCCCUCUACCACCGUGAGAAACAGGUGUUCCUGCCCAAAUACCGAGGGGACGCUGGAGGUGGUAGCAGUGAGGACAGCCAGACAACCAGCUUCUUGCCAGGCCCUAAGCCGGGAGCUCCCUUCCCCAAUGGACACGUGGGCCCUGGCAGCAGCAGCAGCAGCAGCCUCCUGGUGCCCCCACCUGCACUCUGCGCGGCCUCUGCCUGCGACGUCUCCAUGCGAGUGGUGGUGGGUGAGCCGCCCGAGGCCAAGGUUGUUACUGGGCGGGGCAUCUGUCUGGACCUUGCCAUCCUGGACAGCGCCUUCCUGCUGUCCCAGGUGGCUCCAUCCCUGUUCAUGGGCUCCAUCGUCCAGCUGAGCCGUUCGGUUACUGCCUACAUGGUGUCAGCGGCAGGCUUGGGUCUGGUCGCCAUUUACUUUGCUACACAGGUAGUGUUUGACAAGAACGAUUUGGCCAAAUACUCUGUGUAGAGUGCUGUUAAGGCAUUGAGGAGAAAGGGUCGGCCUCUUGGGCCCCCCAGGGCUGCUAAGCUGGCCUCUCCGGGUCUGUGUCGUUGCCUAGGUGGUGUAGCUCUCUGCUGCCACCCUAUGGCGGUGAGGUGUAUAGUUGCACAGACCGAACCUGGGACUUCCAGCUCGUCUGGCUUUAGAGUCUGGCGGGCGCCCCCUGGCGGCUUCUCGCGUGGGUAUCCGUCCGUCUGAAGUCCUGCAGGGAUGCAAAUGCAGUUUGUACCGGUGCGUUACCAAGGCUCAGAGUUAACAGCUCACCUCCUGGUUGAGUCGCCACGGAAGGAUCUGGGGACCCGAAGGAACUUCCCAGUGAGUCCCUUGUCCAGAUUCGGCCGCUUUUGCUCUUGCACGGGAGUUUCUCGUGGGACCCUCUCCUCCACACGGUUCGACAGGACGGAGGUUGGAGGGAGGAGCCCGAACAGACAAGGUGAAACCCCGUGGUCCACAGCACUGCCCUUCUGCUGCGUCCCUCACCCGCACCUGUUCCGGGAAGUGGCUCGGCUUGUUGGCCUCUGUGUUGCCCUCAUGGAGACACAGGCCUUUAAAUAUUUAAUUUAUUUAUUUAACACAUUAGAAGUAAAAUUCAUUCCCAGCCUUUUUAUGUUGUGCCUAGGAGGUCGAGCAGGGUGGGAUCUCCAAGAACUGGUUCCCCCUAAAAUAGCUGAUAACUGCCAGACUCCUCUUCUAGGGUGAUAGAUAUCGUCCCCAAAAUAUCCAGCCCAGUCCCUUGGGCAAUCUAUUCACCCUAAUUGAGAGCCCGGAGCUGUCCCCACUCAAGGCUGGGCAUUGAGGGAAACUGAAGUGGGGCUCAAGGUCUCUACAGCAUACCAAGUCCCCCUUUUCUCUUGCCCCAGCUUGGCCCUGACUCCC